UCUAGUCCAUCUGUCAAACCGUAACCGUCAAAGACUUGUCCGCUGUCAAUCAUCACAAUGAAAUUUUGGUCGCCGAUGAUAAAGUUCUCGAUCUAAAUCACAAUAUAUCUACGAAAAAUGGCCCUAACGCUAUGGAAUCUGUUCGAAACGACUCUGCUGUGCCUCAACGCUUUCACCAUCAUCAACGAAGAGAGAAUAGCGAAUAGACUUGAUGUAGAAGGAGGAAAAACAAAAUUGUCUUUUGAAAAGGAUGGAGCGAAAAUGCAAGUGUAUAAUUUCGUCCACUCUAUCAGUACGAUAGCUAAAUUUCCUGUGAUUCUUCUGAACAUCAUUACAAUCCUGCUGAAGCUGAUACUGGUCUCCUGAACAUAUUUUGCGUUUACAAGGUUGAGGCUUACUUGUACAUAAGACUAUGUUAUGUAAACAAAUUGUUUUGCAAAUAAGUAUUUAGCACUAUAAUGGAAUUUUAGUAAACGUAUGACAUAUUCCGGUUCUGUUAUCUGUGAAAAUGUCUUUGGAAGUAUCGACAAUAUAAUUCAAAGAAAGUUGGUACUGUUCAAGGAUCAGCUAUCACAUCCCUUGCUUAAUUUUCACUGAAAUGCUGCAAUGGGUUUUUGAGGAACAAAAAUUUGGUGACAGCAGAAUCGAAAAAAUGUAACGCAUUUUCCUGAAAUAAAUUCAUUUAAAAAAUAAUAA
This is a messenger RNA of Acanthoscelides obtectus, 696 nucleotides long. Lineage: Eukaryota; Metazoa; Arthropoda; Insecta; Coleoptera; Chrysomelidae. The record is from the annotation of a GenBank genome assembly.